This is a messenger RNA of Phaethon lepturus (White-tailed tropicbird), 390 nucleotides long. RefSeq names its product chromosome unknown open reading frame, human C5orf49 (gene CFAP90). Lineage: Eukaryota; Metazoa; Chordata; Aves; Phaethontiformes; Phaethontidae. The record is from RefSeq and is a predicted model, not a curated record. The coding region runs from base 1 to 390 and encodes 129 amino acids. The transcript is spliced from 3 exons.
AUGCUUCCCCUCUCUGCACUCUCCGCCUUCAGCCACAUCCCGGACAGACGGGAAGGGCCUCCGGAGCUCAGCUAUUUCCACCGGGAGUGCAAGACAGGAGAUGUUUCCACUUAUGAUUCCAUUUUUAAAAUACCAGAGGGUUACAACAAAAAUCUUCACCGAUGUGACAGAGAACAUGCAAAGAGUCGUGGUCUUAACAUUAAUGAGGAGGAAAUGGCAAGACCUGUCGCUGUUUUGUCAUCUUCAGAGUAUGGGAGACGCAUAAAUAAACCCAUAGAGCAACCAAUCAGAGCUCAUGCAAGGAUUAAUCACGUGCAGGCAGAAUUCUACAGGAAAAGUGGCAUCAUCUGCUUACUGGAAAAACCUUCUCCAAGCCUGGAUCCGUGCUAA